Messenger RNA from Actinia tenebrosa (Australian red waratah sea anemone), 765 nucleotides. Its product is annotated as vesicular inhibitory amino acid transporter. The record is from RefSeq and is a predicted model, not a curated record. NCBI's taxonomy places the organism in Eukaryota, Metazoa, Cnidaria, Anthozoa, Actiniaria, Actiniidae. Gene Ontology annotation, molecular function: L-amino acid transmembrane transporter activity. Gene Ontology annotation, biological process: amino acid transmembrane transport. Gene Ontology annotation, cellular component: vacuolar membrane.
CUUUUAUGUUCUAUGUUUCUGAACCCGACAGAGCUUGGGCUGCGUGUGGAUUUGACUGACGUCACGCUUAAAAGCUCUAUAGAGACGUCACCUUAAAGGUUGUUUGAUUAGCUGCAAGUUACUAACUAGAUCUAUAUGCUUCUGAUGCUGGAAACACAUUUCAUCGAAGAACAAUGGCGAUCGAGCUUCUUUCAUUCAAACAACUUCAAACAUUUAACAAUAACGACAAAGCUGACAUGGAACGAACAGAGGCCGAUAAAAAUCCACGCUUCACUGCAAACCGCGAGAUAUUGAGUUUUGAUAACCUAGCUUCAAGUAGAAAUAGUGUUGGAGCAAGUGGAGACGAAAAUCUUGACGACACUGACAUCGUUACUGUCGAAGAGAUAGCCCCACACACGACAAAGAUGUCAAGCUGGAAGGCUGCGGCUAACUUCAUCUGCGACAUCGAGGGGAUUGGUCUCUUAAGUUUACCAUAUGCUAUCUUAAAAGGGGGCAUUGCGUCGUUAAUAGCACUGCUCGUCGUACCAAUUAUAUGUCACUACACUGGAGUAGCUAUGAUUGAGUGUUUAUACGAAGAAGACAACGAAAAGAGGAAAAUUCGAGUUCGUUCGACCGUUGAAGACUUGGGCGAGGCGUCUUUUCCCAAAUAUGGUAAAAAACUCGUAAUCAUCUUACAAAGCAUUGGACUCCUAAUGGUGUCUACGUCAUAUUUGGUUCUAAGUGGAAUAAUGUAGCGGACAUCUUCUUUCGUUCAGUGGGGACAUC